AUGUUUUUAGCAACCCACCAGCUAUCUAUAAGACAGACUGUGCGGGCGUAUUCGACGGCCGGAGUUCGUCCGAAAAAACGGGGCGUCUUCAGAAACUCGUUCCUGGCCGCUCUAGGGGUCGGCCUGGCGGCCUACGGAUACGACUCCGUGCUGGGGGCCGGCGUCACAAACAGGAGCGUGCGGUCUUUGUCCACGCUUUUGUUGAUCUCGAUAGACUACAAGCUCAACUUUGAAGAGGGCAACGAUAUAGAGGCGUUGCACGAGCGCAACGCGCAGAGACUGUACGACCUGCUCACCACGAACAAGGGGCUAUACAUCAAGAUGGGCCAGGUGAUAGCCAUCCAGGGAAUGAUGUUCCCGCAGCAGUACCAGAAGAAGUUCAGCCAGCUGUUUGACAAGGCUCCGAGGGACGACUGGGAGGUCUGCGACCGGGUUCUGAGACAGGAGCUUGGUGCGAGGUAUAGAACUGAGAUUUUCGAGACGAUCGACGAGUCGCCCGUGGCAAGCGCGUCGAUAGCCCAGGUCCACAAGGCGCGGCUGCGCACGGGCGAAGAGGUGGCCGUCAAGAUCCAGCACGAGUCUGUGAGCAAGCAGAUGUGGCUGGAUCUGGCGACUUAUCGGUUUGUGAUGAAAGUGUACGAAUGGGCGUUCGACAUGCCGUUAGCUGCUACCGUGCAGUAUGUUUGCAACAAAAUGCGCGAGGAGGUCGAUUUUGGGAUCGAGAUGCGCAACGGCAACCUGAUCGCGUCGCUGAUCGCGAAGGACCCGGAGUUUAAGAAGACGGUAUACAUUCCCAAGUAUUUUCCGCAGGCGUCUUCCAGACGGGUGCUGACUGCUGAGUGGAUAGACGCUGAUCCUGUUGGGGACUACUUGAAGCUCAAGGACAAGGGCUACAACAUCAAGAGUCUCAUGAACACGAUCAUCAAGGUGUACUCGCGACAAGUGUUCUACUGGGGGCUGGUUCAUUGCGACCUGCAUCCGGGAAACCUGUUGGUGAGACACUUGCCCGACAAAACGCAGCAGCUGGUGAUUCUGGACCACGGUCUGUACGAGCACUUUGGAGACAAGUUUAGACGCGAGUACGCGCAGUUCUGGAAGUACACGUUCGAGCUGAACCCGGAGAAAGUCAAGAGUGUGCUCCUUGAGUGGGGGAUCAACGCGGACGACAUCAUGCUCGGGUUGUCGUCGAUGGACCCGGGCAAGAACGAGGCGCUGAAAAAGCACAUCCAGGAGCUCAGCAAGAAGUCGUACUUUGAGAGACAGACCAUCAUUAGAGACAAGAUGCGCGAGUUCUUCAAAAACUCAGACAAGUUCCCAAUGACGCUCACCUUCAUUAUCCGCAGCAUGCGCAUAGUGCAAGGGCUGAAUAGAAACUUUGGGUCGCCCUGCAAUAGAGUCGACAUCCUGGCGACCGAGGCCGCGAAGACCGUCAAGCUGUUCGACCUGGACGACGACAGGUUCCAGUUUGUGCUGAAGCGGUUUGUUACGUACAACCUGUUCCGGCUGGUGUCAUUCGUCCAGUACCAUUUCAACAAGCUGUGCCAGCACGUGGCCUCGUGGUUCCGGCGCGAGCCCGUGCAGGAUCUGGAGGAGGUUUACGAGAAACAGAUGAUCGAGGCCAGUAAGGGGAUCGGCUUCGAAAGCGUGCCGACAACAAAAGAGCUGCUCGACGGCUGA
This is a messenger RNA of Ogataea angusta, 1677 nucleotides long. RefSeq lists its product as uncharacterized. Bases 1 to 1677 code for a protein of 558 amino acids. The record is from RefSeq and is a predicted model, not a curated record. Lineage: Eukaryota; Fungi; Ascomycota; Pichiomycetes; Pichiales; Pichiaceae. The transcript has a single exon.